UUUUGUUGACUGUGGUUACUUAAGUAUCAAUCCUAGAUGACUGAUCAACCGUCGUAGAAAACCAACGGAAAGCCCUUAACUUCAGAUUGGUUCCUUUUGAAUAUCAACAAGGGAAUUAAAAAUGAAAUUUGCCAAUUUGGGUUUGAUUCUAGUGAUUGCUGUUGUUUUUUCAGCCAUUGAUGGUGUAAAUACUUCAAUGCAUGUCUACGAUCAUGAAAUCUUUAGGGAAGUUGGUAAUGCUUUCCUUCUAUCAGGUGGUAGUGAAGGUAUCGUGUCUUCUUCUUCUUCUUCUUCUCGCUCUUCCAAAUCAAUAGAGGAGGGAGAGAUCCAAGACGGGCGUUCUUUUAUCAGAUUUGAGAAUAUCACUUUCUGGAGGACUGAGGAAGCUGCAGCACAGCAUUCAAGUAUGGCGCAUAGUACUGGGCUAGUUCAAGCAUUUAUUUUUGAGGCAUCUGAUCGGGACAAUAUCGGUGGUUCUGCAUAUGGUGGACAAAAGGCCAUCUGUUGUACUCAAGAUCUUGCAAAGCUUGAAGGCUGCAAGCUUGGUGAAGUCAUUAGGAGACCUUCUGCGUGGGACCUCAAGUGGCCAACUGUUAUAAAUACUCAGUUCAGUGGGGAUUCUAUAUCUACAGAGAUGGAGCAGGCCGAAAUAAAUAUUCCCAAAACUGGAAUGUACAACCUGUUCUUUAUGACCUGUGACCCAAGUCUGAAGGGGAUGGUGAUGAGCGGAAAGACACUAUGGAAAAAUCCUGAUGGUUAUCUUCCAGGGAGGAUGGCCCCACUAAUGAACUUUUACAUACUUAUGUCGGUUGCAUAUGUGUUGCUUAGUGUUGCCUGGUUGUUCCAGUACAUCAGGUUUUGGAAGGAUAUAUUGCAGAUCCAGAACUAUAUUACCCUUGUUAUUGGUCUUGGCUUGUUUGAAAUGACUCUUUGGUACUUCGAGUACUCACAUUUUAAUAGAACAGGAACGAGGCCUAUUGCAAUUACAACUUGGGUUGUGACAAUUGGAGCUAUCAGAAAAACAGUUUCCCGUCUUCUUAUACUUAGUGUUUCUAUGGGGUAUGGGGUUGUACGGCCUACUCUUGGUGGUCUUACUUCGAAGGUGAUUCUUCUUGGACUGACCUAUUUCUUGGCGUCUGAGUUACUGGAUAUUGCUGAGAAUGUAGGAACCAUUGAUGAUAUCAUAGGGAAAGCACGACUCUUCUUGGUUCUUCCUGAUGUAUUCCUGGAUGCCUUUCUAAUACUAUGGAUUUUCACUUCUCUGUCAAAGACCUUAGAGCAGCUCCAGGCAAAGAGGAGUUCUGUGAAACUGGAUAUAUAUAGGAAAUUUUCAAAUGUGUUAGCUGUAACUGUAAUUGCUUCCGUCGCUUGGAUUUGCUAUGAGGUAUACUUCAAAGCUACUGAUCCUUUCAGCGAACAGUGGCAGAGUGCUUGGAUAGUUACCGCUUUUUGGGAUAUUCUUGCAUUUGCACUACUUUGUGUGAUAUGCUAUUUAUGGGGUCCAUCUCAAAGUUCUCAAAGAUAUGCCUAUUCGGAGGAAGUAGGGGACGAAUAUGAUGAUGAGGAAUCUCAAUCUUUAACUAAGGGAGCUACAGAAGGUGAUCUCAGCUUAGUCAAGCAAGAGAAUUAUGUUGCUAAUAGAUGUGAUGAUCAACAAGAUGAAAAUGGAGAUGAUAUAGAGGAGGGCAAAAGAGAAUGAUCUCAGUCACAGAAGAAAACAUACAAAACGAGUCCAAAUGAAAAGAUAGUUUGUAGGAGCUUUGUUGCUAUAAUCAUGGAAAGUGUUCACCUUGCAGUACAACGGUCUGAGAAAGAAAGGGUGAGAAUGACAUGGAAGAACAAUUUUCCUAAAUCUAGUUUUGGCUUUUAAGAUGUUGUGAUUUGUUAAUAUUUUUUCCUUUCUUGUCAGCAUUGAUGAUUUGUCUUUGUAUAUUAUUAGUGAAUCAUAUUACUUACUAAAAUCUUUGAGCCGCUUCCAUC
Papaver somniferum (opium poppy) is the source of this 1980-nucleotide messenger RNA. Its product is annotated as transmembrane protein 87B-like. The transcript is spliced from 5 exons. NCBI's taxonomy places the organism in Eukaryota, Viridiplantae, Streptophyta, Magnoliopsida, Ranunculales, Papaveraceae. The record is from RefSeq and is a predicted model, not a curated record. The coding region runs from base 122 to 1699 and encodes 525 amino acids. Gene Ontology annotation, biological process: transport. Gene Ontology annotation, cellular component: membrane; Golgi apparatus.